AAUUAAACAUUAUAUUUGAGAAAAUAAAUGAUAGUGAGUGAUAUCAUAAAUUAGUAAGAGUACUAAAAUUAAUGAAAUUUUACAGAUACCCAAAACUGCAAACCUGUCUUGUAGUGCCGCAACACCGGAGUUAAAAAAUAAACAAUGUUGCCACAAAAAAUAGAUAAAGUUAUCCCUGAAAGUUUUUUACCGAAUGAAAUAAUUUUUAAACCUGGUAAAGAUAUAUCAGAAUCGGUUCACAACGGGUCUUAUUGCUCCUGUUCUCCGUGUGAUCUAGUUACUUGCUUUGAAUUAAGAAAUCGAAAGCCUUUUUUAUCUUGCACAUGCAGUAUGUGUCAAAAUCCAGAUACUUGUGCAGUUUCUAAUAAAAAUCUUAGUGACGAACAAUUCAAUUCCAAAAACAUUAACGAUAUAAAGGUACAAAAUGAAAUUGAAGAAAUCGAAACGGAAUUAUGCAGUGAAAUAACGAAAGUUGCAAACACAGCACUCGACAAUCGUGAAUAUACUAAGUUUAGCUGUAAAGACGUUUUGUUAAAGAGAAAUAAAAUAGAUUGGAAUGUGGAAAAUAAAUGUCAUGAUAAAUCUACCACUCGUCAGUAUGUCAACAGCGUUGCCGUUAACUACUUACCAAAUGAAGGUAAAAAUUCUACAGCGGAGUUAACUGCUCAAAUAAUGAAUAUGCCUUACCAAGACUUUAAAGAUUCUCUCUCAAUUGAAAAUUCAAGAAAAAAAUCAUCAUCAAUAGAGAUAAAGAGUUAUCCAUCGAUUGAAAAGUUCCGUAAAAAUUCCUUCUCGCCUCCUAAAUCAUCUUUUGAAUUUAGAGAUAUUAUGAAACCAGAUUUUUUGACCAGAUUAAAAGAAAUCUAUAAUGCGUGUAGUUGUAAAGUUUGCGAAUGCAUUACAGGAACAUCUUUGCUUAUUAGUAAUAACGAGUGCAACUGUAAGCCUUGUGAUUGUGACGAAUGUACUAACAAUAUAAAAAAUCAAAGAAAUGAUAUAAAACAGAUACCUAACGAUGGUUGCCCAUGCGUUAGCUGUGAUAGGAAAGAUUGUCGUGGCGUUGUUAAGAAAACAGACGAAAUAAGUUGUAGCUGCGUGCCAUGUGAUUGCGUGAAAUGCGCUGAAGAUUUUUCUACAUCAUGCGAUUGUGAACCUUGUCAAUGUAUAGAAUGUAAAGCAUUAGGAGAAUCUCUUUUUAAAAACAGAACAGUUAUAGUAGCACCCGCACACGAAAAUAUCCAACAUAAUGUGUGUCAAUGCGAACCUUGUGAUUGUGUAAACUGCACACACAAUUACAGUUCGAUGGCCUCGAGCUUGAGACAUCAAGUAUCGACAGAAAUUAUUUUGAAUAGGCACUGUCGUUGCGAUGGUUGCUCGAAUGACACUUGUCAAUUAAACAGUGAAGAUUGUAGAUGCGAAAUGCAAAGUAAAGUUAUGAAGAAACCUAUCGAAAGGGCAAGUCGUGACUAUGAUAUUCAUAGUACUUUGAUUAGUUGUCAAAAUAGAAAGAGAAAAUUUAAUAACAAAGAUACCAUAGUCACGUUUGCGUUAUGUAAUAAUAAUUGUAACACCAUUUCUUAUAGCAAAGUCAAUGAUUGUUUCUGCUCAAAUUGUGAAUGUCUUGUAUGCAAAGAGAAAGGGAAUCAUAGGGAAGACACUAAACGAAUACAUAGUGAAAUCUUAAAUAGGUACUCUAAGCCAUCUCUUGAUUCUUUUAAAACUUGUAAGUGUUCCCCAUGCGAAUGCCAAAUGUCUCGCAAAAGUAACGAAUAUGCAAAUAAAAGAAAGGAAGAACAUUUGAAAACAUCAUGCGAAUGUAAUAAAUGUGAUUGUUUUGCUUGUAAAGGAAUUUUGAAUAUUAAACAUGAAAAUAUUGUCCGUAAUAAAGUGACUGGAUUAUUGUUCUCAGAAGCGAAUUCUCAUUUUUUACGAAAGGGCAAAAUUUUUAUACCAUCGACGUUUGAAGUUGGCAAAGAAAUCGUAUCUCAACAACAAAGUUCUAUAAAUCUAAGUGAUCAUAAUCUGAAAAGAAAACCAAAACAAAUGUCUUACUUUAAUGUUCCAGCAAAUAAUUCUUCCAGUACAAAUAUAUCAUGUCGCCAAAUUGUUAGAGCUUGUCAUACUGUAUCAAAGCACAGAAUUAGUGAUAAAGUAAUUAGUGAAAAUUCAAAGUUUUCACCAAACGAUAUUCUAUUAAAAGAAUGUUUUCCAACGACUGACGAUUCGAAUCAUAUGGUUGAUGAAAUUAGUGUAUUGAGAAAAGGCACUAAAUUUUCUGAAAGAAAUGCUGAUAAUAACGUAGAUGAUAAACUGUGUGAAAUAUUUAAUGCAAACAAACCAUAUCCUAUAAGAGAUAUGGUAUUAUUAGAUACAAUUAUACAUUUAACGAAAAGUUUAUCAAAAACUAAUGUAUCAUCAAAUGAAUUUGCACCGAAUUCUGAAAAUGUAAUAAAAAAUAAAUAUAGCGAUGACAAAGAUGAAAAAGACUUUUUUGAUAGGAAAGUUCCGUGUAUUCCUCUUACGCCUAAAGAAUCAGCUCAUACAAUUCUUUUGUCUAAUGUGGACGGUGUUGAUGAAAAUUUUGACGAAAAAAACAAUUUUGAAAGAUUAAAUUCAGUUUCAUCGAAAACAUAUAUAAUGUCAUGUGAUAAAAAAUCAUCUUCGUUGGUUAGUAAUAGAAACGUUAUACAUAAUAUGGGCAGUAUAAGUGUAAAAAAUAAUUUGGAAAGUGACUUGAAAGUUACUAAUGAUAAAAUUUAUACUGAUUCUACGCUUUGUGGAACAUUAUUUAAUGAUAAACUAAAUGAGAGUGUUGGUUUAAAGACCAAUACAUUAGAUAAUGAUUUAAAAGUUAAAGAUAUCGGAAUAACUGUAGUCAAAAGCAAGACAAAAUGUAACUCUUAUAAAAGCACUAUUAAAUGUAUAGGUAAAAAAUAUAAUAAAAUGUAUAAUAAAUUAAAUAAAAUUAAGCAAAAUAAAGACACGAUGAAGGAAGGUACAAAAAAUAUCAAAGUUCUUGAGAAUAGAAAAGGUAUUCUAUCUGUUGGAAGCAAUAUUUUUCCUUUAAAUGAUAAAAAUAUAGAAAAUUUAGAACAUUCUGUAACCGAAGGAACAGAUUCGGUUUUGCAAACUACGGUAUCUUCAACGAUGACACCUCACAAUAUUUUCAGUACCAAAGAUGUUUUGCACAAUAUUAUAGAAACGCAAACACAGAAUAUUGAUACAGGCGAUAACAGAGAAGCUUGGUCUAUAAUGAAAAAAAAUUUAUAUCUCAAUGGUUCCUAUGUCACGAAAAUUGAAGAUGUUUGUACAGUACCAUUGAAAGAUUUCCACAAAAAGACGUCUCUAAAGUCAAUUUCCAUGCAAACCUCCGCAUUUCUCAAUAACAUUGGAAGGAGUAGUGGCAAUUAUGCUUUGACUAAAUUAUUGAUCGAAGUCAAUGACUUAUUGAACUCACCGCUAUUAAAAUCAUCACAUUCGAGUAAAAAAUGUGAUGAAUUAGAAGAAAUAUUGAGUCAUCUUUCCAAGAAAAAAUUGGAUUUAGAAUUUAAAACUGCCAGUAGUGAUGCUACGUCCCAAACACUUGCAAAUUUCAGCCCUAUCGAUAAAGAGACGUAUUGUAAUCUCAUUCAAUCAAGGGUAUACCUUCCAAGAAAUACAAAAUUAGUGAUGGAUAAUUUAUUGACCAACACGGCUUAUAAAUCAGACGAAUUAUUUACGAAACCAAAUUUAGUACAAGGAUAUUUACAAAAUAUGCCCAAAAUUAAUUCUUGCCAAAGCAGCUGCCAUGGUUUAAAAGCAACCUUUAUAGGUAUAAGAACUAUAUCCGAUCACACCGUGAUGGUAAAAUGGAGAUUACCGCGCGAAGUCGCUUACGUGCAAGGAUAUGAGUUACAAGUUGACGGUCGACCAGUUCAGAAGAUAUUCAGCCCAACACGAUGUAUGGCUAUCUUGACUUGCUUACCACAUAGCGAGAAAUUACUACUUACCAUCCGUACACUUGCCACUUCUAACUUAACGUCUGAUCACCAACCGGCUACCACUAUUGUCUAUCGUCCUCGUGUAAAAUGUUGAUUGUAUUAGCAGUUAAUUAUAAAUUGAUGCCGUAUAAUUAUGUUCAUGUAUUUUAACGAAAUUUUAAUGAACAAAAUAAAUGAAUAAACAAUUUACAAAAA
Molecule: messenger RNA, 4175 nt
Organism: Melitaea cinxia (Glanville fritillary)
Lineage: Eukaryota; Metazoa; Arthropoda; Insecta; Lepidoptera; Nymphalidae
Exons: 7
Coding region: 145-4074 (1309 amino acids)
Source: RefSeq, a predicted model, not a curated record